Messenger RNA from Vicia villosa (hairy vetch), 1182 nucleotides. RefSeq lists its product as uncharacterized. The transcript is spliced from 5 exons. The record is from RefSeq and is a predicted model, not a curated record. Bases 195 to 857 code for a protein of 220 amino acids. Lineage: Eukaryota; Viridiplantae; Streptophyta; Magnoliopsida; Fabales; Fabaceae.
GAAUUUGAGGGUAAAAUCGGAACUAAAGUAAAAGCCAGUCCAAUAAACCCUGCGUUUAAACCAUCGUUUCACUCCGUCGCUCCCUCCUAUCCUCUCAUUCACCGCCGCAACCGCCGCCUCUCUCUCCAUCUCCAACCUCUCAUUCACCAUCGUAGCUGCCGCCUCUCUUGUUGUUCUUCAUCUACUUCGCUUCAAUGUCCAAACAGCAGGUUGUGGCAAUUUCGAAAGAUGAUCCAGAGAGUUACAAACCUCAUCACGAAUUUAAGCAAGAUGUUAAGGAAGCACUUGUUGAUCUUAACUUGACUGAAUCCAGUGAGCUUUGGCUGCUUCGAUUGCCGUUUUCUAAUGAUUUGUUAGCUGACAUUGACGGGCAGGAAUUGUCGCUCAAACUUGAUAAGGAUGGCACCUUGGCCAGCUUUGAGGGCGCGUCAGGGAAAGCGUAUGAUUUUGUCAGCUUUGCUUCCAUGGAGCCUGACGAAACAGUUUUUGUUUCCUCUGCUACAGAAUCAAAAAUUGCUGGAAAGAUUUCACGUCGUGUUUCUGUUGUUCAUUACCAUGAUCCUAAAGAACUCGAAAAGAUUACUACAACUGAUGCAAAAAAAGCGCUUCUAAAUUCUAUAGGCGCGACUCCCGGAAAUUUUUCACGUGCAUCAGCAUUAAAAAGUAGCAGACUGAAGAGCUCAUUAUCUGAAUUUUCUGAACGAUCAAAGACUCCAAAAAGAAGACGUGGUGGGACCAAAACUCAAAUGCCAAACCUCAUGAACUCUUCUGAUCAUUCUCAAGGAGGAAAGUCAAACACUUCUGCAAUCUCUUCUGAUCAUUCUCACGGAGCAAAGUCAGAUGCUUCCGCCUUCUGAUCAUUCUCAUGGAGGAAAGUCAAAAAGAAGAAAACAUACGUAGUAAUGUUUACUUCAGUUGAUAUAUACUUUCUUAUGAUCAUUCUCAUGGAGGAAAGUCAAAGAGAAGAAAACAUACGGAGUAAUGUUUCCUUCAGCUGAUAUAUACUUUCUCAUGGACCGCAUUAAUAUAUGACAUUAAUAGUACUUGAGCAAUGUUACUUUUUUCUGUUUCUCUUUUUCAUUUUUUUCAACUGGGGUUACUACUCAGGAUCAUUGAUUUUCACUGUUGCCAUUUUUUCGAGAUUAAUGGUUUGGAUAGAAGCAUGGUAAUAUUAUGGCGAAA